GGAUAAGUUAUUUUCAAUCAGAAAAUACUAUAAUGCUGGGUUUAGGUACUUAGAGCUGUGUAUUUGGCCUUUUAAUUUAUUUUUACUGUAAUAUGCCUUUGGAUGGUUGUAAUAUGUUAGAAGUCUGUACUGAAUGGGUUUUAAUAGCCUUUCUGGUUAUUUGAGAGCCAACUGUAUACUUGGAGUCCUACUAACUGCUUUAUUAAAGAUUAGACAUGGCUAUCCUUCUGUCUCAGUUGGUCUAUGGGAUAAGGUUGCAGAAAUGAGUGCUAAGACUUUGUAAUCCUGGAGAAGCACUUGUAGGCAGUUGGGAAGAAGCACAGAGGUUCCUCUUGAGCUCGACUUUCUGGCACGGCUGGGCAUUCCAAUUGCAAAAGGAGGAUCAGGAGAAGAAACUUCUAAAGAUUGCACACAGAAUAAAAACAACUGUAUUGGAGACUUUUUGCUGCUUAAUGCUCUUUGCUCUAAAGUCCUGGAGUUGCGUCUUUUUCCCCUGUGAGGAUGAUGUCUCUUUCAUCACCCAAGAUAGAUGUAACUGAAAGGGAGUUGCCAAGCUUUUAUUUUGGUUUUGGUUUCUCUGCUCCCUUGCUAAUUGGAUUUUUCCCAUCUUCUGCAGGAGGAUUAUAAAAGGAUUAGAGAAGCUGGGAGUUUUGGGGUGUGGGAGGUAGCUAUUGUUUUUUUCCGUGAUUCUGGGACCAACUUGAUUUGCCAUUUGUUCCCUGAAGUCACUGCCUGUUUGGAAAAGGGAGAAGCAGCAUAACAGAACUUGCAUGACCAUGGAUUCCUCGCAUUUGCAAACUUUAUAUGUGGCUGCUUGUAAAAGAGGUUUUUGCAUACAUAGGCAUCAAAUGAAGAAUAGCAUCCCGGGCUGGAUUUAAAAGAAGCAAACCGCUUGUGUCCUGAUAAAGGAUAAGUUCUGUUUAAACUAUAAUUUAAAGAAGAUUGGAUGUUGUUCUUGUUUUGAAUUUCACUGAAAGAAAGGAAGGGCCUGAUCCAAGUCAAAUACUCUGCCAGUCUAAACCUACAUAUUCUACAGCUGAAACUGGAAGAAUGUCUUGGAAAAGAAAUUACUUUUCUGUGGGUCGGGGGAAUGUACAGGGCAUGUUUACUCCACGAAAUACAACCUCAAUAGCACCCAGUAAAGGUCUCAGCAAUGAACCAGGACAGAACAGCUGCUUUCUGAACAGCGCACUACAGGUUCUUUGGCACCUGGACAUUUUUCGGCGCAGUUUCCGGCAAAUCACUACGCACAAAUGUAUGGGAGAUUCUUGCAUCUUCUGUGCUCUUAAGAGUAUCUUCAACCAGUUCCAGUGUAGCAGUGAGAAAGUACUGCCUUCUGAUGCCCUGCGCACUGCUCUUGCAAAGACAUUUCAAGAUGAGCAACGCUUCCAGCUGGGCAUCAUGGAUGAUGCUGCUGAAUGUUUUGAAAACCUGUUAAUGCGAAUUCACUUCCACAUUGCAGAUGAGACAAAGGAAGAUAUUUGCACUGCAUCACAUUGCGUUUCCCAUCAGAAGUUUGCAAUGACCUUGUUUGAACAGUGUGUUUGUACCAGCUGUGGUGCCACAUCUGACCCACUACCUUUCAUCCAGAUGGUACACUAUAUUUCCACAACCUCACUCUGCAAUCAAGCUAUUUGUAUGCUGGAGAGACGAGAGAAACCCACUCCAGAUAUGUUUGGAGAGCUACUACAGAAUGCCAGCACAAUGGGAGACCUACGAAAUUGUCCAAGUAACUGCGGGGAAAAGAUCCGUAUUCGUCGUGUGCUGAUGAACUCUCCACAGAUCAUCACCAUUGGCUUAGUCUGGGACUCUGACCACUCUGACCUGGCUGAGGAUGUGAUUCACAGUCUGGGCACUUGCCUUAAACUGGGAGAUCUCUUCUUCAGAGUAACUGAUGACAGAGCAAAACACUCGGAGCUGUAUUUGGUGGGAAUGAUCUGUUACUAUGGAAAACACUAUUCUACAUUCUUCUUCCAAACUAAAAUCCGCAAGUGGAUGUACUUUGAUGAUGCUCAUGUCAAAGAGAUUGGUCCAAAAUGGAAAGAUGUUGUGACAAAGUGCAUUAAAGGUCACUAUCAGCCUUUGCUGCUGCUGUAUGCAGAUCCAAGAGGAACUCCAGUGUCAACACAAGACUUGCCCCCUCAGGUGGAUUUACAGCAAUAUAGCAGGACUUGCUAUGAUAGUGAAGACUCAGGGAGAGAACCUUCCAUAUCAAGUGAUACCAGGACAGAUUCUUCUACAGACAGCUAUCCUUAUAAACAGGCACACCACGAGUCUGUGGUCAGUCAUUUCUCCUCUGACUCUCAGGGGACAGUCAUCUACAAUGUGGAUAAUGAUGCAGCUUCACAAAGCAGCAGAGACACAGGGCACCUGACUGACAGUGAGUGCAAUCAGAGGCAUGUUUCCAAAAAGGGCUCACUGGCAGACCGCAAGAGGAGUUCUAGCCGUUCCCGGCGAAAAGGAGAUGAGGCUCAGUCAUCAGGAUACCAUAGUGAAGGAGAAACCUUGAAGGAGAAACAAGCCCCCAGAACUGCCCCCAAACCAUCCAGCAGCACAAGCAGGCUGAGGGAGUUUAAAGAGACAGUGAGCAAUAUGAUCCACAGCAGACCACAGCAGAUUUCUCAGACCAUCCAUAAUUCCCCUCGUGGAGGGAGUAGUGUGGAUCAAACAGAAACACGACCCUCAAAAAGCCUGUAUGCACACUCUCGAGAUUGGGAAGUGGAGAGUACCAGUAGUGGAUCUAAAUCCAGUUCAUCUAGCAGGUAUCGGCCAACCUGGAAACCCAAAAGAGAGUCUCUGAAUAUAGACAGCAUCUUCAGUAAAGACAAGAGGAAACACUGUGGCUACACUCAACUUAGCCCCUUCUCUGAAGAAGCAGGUAAAGAGCUUAUUGAGAAUGUGGCGAAGGAACACACCGUUCAAGAAGUAAGAUCAAGCCAGUCAAAUGCCAGAUACAAGCGUGGUAUGCUAGGCCGGGGCACCCAGCAUCAUAUGGUGGAUCAGCAGCCUCAUCUAAUACAGAGGAUGGAGUCUGGCUAUGAAAGCAGCGAGCGCAACAGCAACAGCCCUGUUAGUCUGGACUUGCCCUUGUCUGAAAGCUCAAGUACCCACAGGGAUGUUCAUAUGAAGCGAACAGGUGGAUUGGUUCCUGCCUGGCGUAACAUCCCAAAGUCUCAUAGUAGCAGUAUCUUGGAAGUGGAGUCUACUUCAUCAGUUGGUAGCUGGGCAAACAGCUCACAGGCCAUUGGAAAUGGUGGGGAGAUGUUUGGCCCUUUAAAGAGUGAACUGGAUGAAUUGCAAGAGGAGGUGGCAAGGAGAGCACAUGAACAAGAACUACGCAGAAAAAGAGAAAAGGAAAUGGAGGCAGCAAUGGGCUUUAAUCCCCACCCAAGCAGGUUCAUGGAUCUAGAUGAACUGCAGAAUCAGGGGAGGAAUGAUGGCUUUGAGAAGUCGAUGCAGGAGGCAGACUCAAUCUUUGAAGAGUCGCUGAAUCAGGAGCAGAAGGGGGAUUGUGCUGCAGCUUUGGCUCUCUGUAACGAAGCUAUCUCUAAACUAAGACUUGCCAUGCAUGAUGCCAGCGCUAGCACUCACAGCAGAGCCCUAGUCGAUAAGAAGCUGCAAAUCAGUAUCCGAAAAGCCCGGAGCCUCCAGGAUCGCAUGCAGCACCAACAGCCAUCGCAGCCGCUGCCGCCGCCAACCUGCCACCCACCACAGGGCGGCACCAUGGCCCAGUCUACAAGUGAACAGACUGGCCCGCUCCAAGUACUGCUGAGCCAGGAAGUACCACUGGAACCCAACAAAGAAGUGGAAUUUGGGUCCAGUUCUUUCUUCCACCCACCUGCUUCCUGCCAUGAAUUGCACUCAUCAUUAUAUCCAGAAUCUUCCUCCUUGCCCCCUUGUGAAAGCAAUCCAUCCAACAGGAUCUCUCCAAACUUCCAGUCUGCUUCUGCUGAUUUUCAUGACCAAGUUCCCUCUUUUCCCAGUAGGCAAGGGUUGGCAGAGAGGUCUGCAAGAACUGAGAAUGAUGCCCACCAUAGUGUGGAAUUUGCUGACACCACAGCCACAGGGCUGAAAGGCUAUAGGGAAUGCUGCAGAAGCAGCAAGUUAGAAGAGGUUCAUAACAUAAUGCCUAUUCUCACACCUCAGUACAAAUCCAAGGCUAACACAAUAAGCUCUGGGUCUUUUCCUACACUGUUUCCCUGUCCACAUCCACCACAACCAGCAUCUCCUGAAAAUGACAGCCAGCACAGUCCCUGUUCGAAACUUUCAAGCUCUCCAGUGCAGCCCAGCAUUGAUCAUUUAGGGUCCUGCCAUGCAGUGACCCCUGUAAUUUUAUCCCCUACACAGCAGUGCUCCUUGGAUCCUUUGCAGAAAACAAAUAAGUGCUCCAUAGCAAACAGCCAUGAGAUAUUACCCUCACAGGAUGAAUAUGGCACAGGAGAAGGUUGUAAAUCUGAGGCAUUUAGUACAAAGGGACAUGUUCGCUCCUUGGCAGAGCAGUUUCAGAAAAUGCAUGCAGUCUCCCAGAGAAAAGGUACUCCUGAAAAAGGCUGGAUUACUGCAGUGUGUCAGGAUGAGAAGUCUCCAAAGUUACCACAAAAAUCUUCCAUCAGCCUUUCAUCCUCUGGUCACAGACAGCUAAUUCAUCAAAACCAAGAAAACAAAAAACAAUCUUCUGACAAAUUACACUCAACUGUGGAUAUUAGGGACGUGGUAGUUUCUUUGGAGGGUUUUAGUGUCCAGCAUGUUGCUUCUAAGAGUAUUUGUUCUCACAGCGAAGAGCUAUGUAGAAGAGGUGGACAGAAUAUAGCAGACCCUGCACACUACCUGGAAAGGCACUCUCAUGAUGGAGGAAUGAAGCAGGUGGAUGAUGGAGCUACUAGUAGCAUGGUUGCCUCUAUGCCUGUGGACUGUUGGGUGAAUAAUGUUACUAGGUAUUACAGUUCUCAGAAGGCUAAUAAGAAUACUGAAUGGCUUCCUGUACCUGGGAGGAGUCCGCCCCUUUCUGAUCAGAGAGCAGUUGGAGAUGACUUGAGCAGGAUCCCAGUACAUCUGCAUCCACAGUGGAAUCAAGACACAGAACAGGAACUCUCAGAACUGGAAUCCCUCUAUCAGAAUAGUCUGCAGGCAUCUCAGGCCACUAGGCCUUUCUUGGGAAGACAGGACAGUGCUAGGUAUCAAUUUGACCAAUCAGUCUCUGUGAACCUGAAUGUGAGGAAGCUGCAUGCUACAGCUGGCAUGGGACUCUCGAAAACCCCAACAGCAGAGAUCGAGCGCAGCCUGUCUGGAUCCGCUGCCUCUUCUGUCUCCAAGGUCAGAUAUACCCGAGAACAUAGCAGGGAACCAGAAGAGGAGGAAAUGUACAGUGCAGAGAAUUUCCGUCGCAUUGCUCGCAGUCUCAGUGGGACAGUCGUCUCAAACAGAGAAGAGACCUUGGUCUCUUCUCACAGUUUUGAAGCACCAAGUACAAGGAAAAUGCCAGUGGACACCAGCCACCGUUCUUCCAGCUCCACUUCCCUUCCUUUCCCCCAUGAUCCUCCUGUGUUUCCCUUUGAUCCCCAGCACAACCCAAACCACGUGCUGCACCUACCCCAUGAUGUACUGAUGCCUAGCAUGGUGGGCAAGGCACGUAAACCGUCAGGAGAUCAGAAGAACAUCAUCCAGAAACUUUUGGUUGUGCCUGACAGGGGUGAAGCUUUCCAAGGCGAAGACUACCCAGGUGUGGCACUGAGCUAUGGGAGUCUCCCUUUUGCGCCCAAAGGCACCCUCUCCCAGGGGCAAAAGCCUCUUGUUAAUCCACAUUUAGGAGGUGGCGCAUCAAGUGUCUCUGGCUGUUGGCUGAACACGAGCUACUCUGCCAGGCAAACAGCCACGUUACCAGAUAAGCGAAUGAUGCUUUGGGGGAAACAUGCUGGCCAGCCAGGAAAGAGUUUACAUCAUCAAAUUCAUGAAUCUUACGCCACCGGUUGCAGGCUACCAGUCAGCACAGACUACAGCACUUUAAGAAUACCACAUGAGCCUUCUUGGGAUCCCAGUUCCUCUCAAGGUUGUCCUGUGCCCCCUUCUUGUGUUAAAGCCCCGGGUCCAAGGAGAGUUGACAUGCCCCCAGAAGAAGACUGGCGACAGAACAGCUACACCCCUCAGCCUGGCAGAAGGCGAAUGCUGCCAGUGCAUGUGGUGGAUGGGACUUACUCUUCUGCUUCAGAGGCACACAGAAAUACGCUGGCUCGAGCAGCAGCAGCUACUGGUACCAUGCAAAAUAAUGGCUGGUGAGAUUCCAUCCACUCCAUGUGCAGUAAUAAACUGCUCUGUGAACAGACUAAAGCCAUUGCCAGAGCAUGGAUUACAUGGAGACAGCAAACUCUUUGAAUCAGUAUCUGUGCCAGUUUCAUCUUAAAAUGUAGCUAUACAAUAUAUGGAAACUAAUUGCACUGUAUUUCAUUUCUGACACUACUGAACUGCUGUCUGGAUGGGAAAUCUUAGCUAUUCUAGUCCUGGCCUGUCCUAGCAAAAAAGUGCUAUAGGAAUGGCAAGCUUAAGGGGCACUGGUUUACGGGUAAAUUCAGAAGUAUGUGCAUGUUUUGAAGGAAGACGGAUACUAACAAAAGGACAUUUUGGAGGACUCUUUUUCAUGAAAUGUAGCUUUGGUAUAUUCUUCACAUAAAAAAAAACAAAAACCACAAUAAUUUUGUUUUCCUCUCAUUCCCCUUUUCUGUUGCUUCUUAGGGGAAAAACUAGCCCACCUUCCAGGUUCCAGUAAAUCUGCACUUGGCAGGCUGGCAGUUAGUAAAGCAAACCCAGUUUUCAGUGUGCUGAUCUUGGGCAGAGAUCACAGCUGUAGUUGCUGCUGAAGAAGUGGUAGGGAGGCAUUGUUCAUCUGUAAAACAGAAUUUUUCCCACUUCCUUUAAAGCAAACUAACAAUGCUUCAAACAGAAAAGACUGUUAAUGCUACACGCUUAAUUACACCAAUGUAAACACAGAAUAAGUUUAACUAUUUUAGUGUCAAACAUACUUGCUUUUCUAAGUAUUUUUCAAAUAAAUCUGUGAAAAUAGUUCU
Molecule: messenger RNA, 7058 nt
Organism: Neopsephotus bourkii (Bourke's parrot)
Lineage: Eukaryota; Metazoa; Chordata; Aves; Psittaciformes; Psittacidae
Gene: USP54
Product: ubiquitin specific peptidase 54
Exons: 24
Coding region: 1051-6273 (1740 amino acids)
Biological process (GO): protein deubiquitination
Molecular function (GO): cysteine-type deubiquitinase activity
Source: RefSeq, a predicted model, not a curated record